UUAACUGCUAGUCGUACGUUAGAGGGGCACGUGGUCGGCGUCUAAAUAUCAAAGUAUAUCGUUGUGCCGGUGAUAGCCGAGGUCCUCUCAUCAGUCCAUGGCCGAUACUCGUAUAAACUUCUGUGGACGGUAUACAACUCCAGACACGUUUCUGCCGGUUCGCCUCGUUCACCUGUACCUACCGCAGAUAAGACGCUGACUUCAAAGCGAAAUUAAUUAGUCCGUUGGCUUUUUUAUAUACUAUAAAAUUAUUUAAAAAAAAAAAAACACAGUUAAUUAUGACGUUAUUCGGGUCGCCUUUGGUGUUCGGUUGUUUUCUGUUGAUUUGCAACAGUCUCGUCCAGACGUUCGACUUCGACAAAUGCAACUCCAAACACUUCACCGCCGACCAGACUGACUUUGCCGAGUGCAAAAAUGCCAGCCAAUCGUCAACCCGACAUUUCGCUUACGGCGAAACGGGGCUGUUGAAUGAAAAAAACGUCUCGGUCCUCAUGCAGACCACCAUUGACCGACACACCAAUAGACAAAAGACAAAAGCCGAGUUGCACUCGAGUACAGUGCAAAAAUUCAUGUUCUCCAAUCCACCUGUGGCUCUAUUAAACAGUACCAACGAGUUAUGCAAGAAGCACAGCCACAUCUAUUUGAGCGAACUCGAAAAGUUGACAUUGUGGGCUUUAAAAAUGUACGAUUCGACGGCCAAAAUACCGUCAGGCAUUCUAAACGGAAACAUCAAUCAGUUUGGAGACUUCGACCAGUGUUUGAACGCCAACGACCAAAAGUUAGGCAUUCAAGGACAGUACUGUUUGACGUACGUGGAGAUGAACGUGAUAGCCGAAAACAACGAAAAACUGAAGACUAUUUUGAAGUUGAUGCACUCACAUUCAGCUUUUCGCAGUCGGUUGGAAGAUCCGGGCCAUCGAGUCCCUAGAUUUUCCACUAUCAACUGGGCCAUCUGCACGCCUGCCAGUUGUUCACCAUCUGAAAUUGAACGAGAAAUGCAUUCCAUAUUGUCCAAGUACGUGGACACCAAUGAAAUCAGAUUACGUCUCAAGGUGGAUCCUGAGAUGUGUCAGACCCUAAGGAAGUCUUUCGUUCCCACGAUGGGAUCUCUAAUGGCCAUAUCAGCGUUUGGUGUAUUGUUCGCCAUCAUAAUAUUGUCUUCGGCGUUAGACGUUUAUACGAUAACGUUUUUAAAUUCCAAAAGUAAUUUAUCAAAGCUGCUGUAUUGUUUUUCACUGAAAAGAAAUUUAAAUCAACUGUUCAGCUUGACAGAAUCGCCGGACGCUAUACAGUCAAUACACGGCAUAAGGGCCUUGAACGCUUUCAUGCUGUUGGCGUCGCACAAGUCUAUGGCUAUGUUCUUCAACCCCUACUCCAACAGAACUUACAUGACUGAGUAUCUAGGCAAACCAUGGACGGUCAUAGCACGAGCAGCAAGUCUGUACACGGAUCCGUUUAUAUUCAUGAGCGGAAUACUGACGUCCAUUACGUUUUUAAGGCAUUUAGACCGAAAAGGAAAAAUCGAUUUGACCACCGAAUUCCUAUCCAGAUAUAUAAGGUUGGUGCCGACGAUGGGAGCCAUCAUAUUGUUUUGUACUUUGAUACUGCCUAACUUGGGUUCUGGACCUCAGUGGAAUCUCGUGGUAAAACAGCAUGCUGACAUUUGUCAACAACACUGGUGGAAAAAUUUCUUGUUCAUCCACAACUACUUCGGUUUUAAGAACGUGUGUUUGUCGCACACGCAUCACAUUGCUAUCGAUUCGCAACUGUUCGCCAUCUCUCCCCUGUUGGUGUGGGCCUUAUGGAAAUGGCCGAGGAAGUGCACUGUUGUGUUGCUGACGUUGGCUACAGCAUCUACUGGACUCCGUUACUACGAGACUCUUACGAGGAAACUCAACUUGUUCAUCAACUACGGUAGCUCAGUCUCCCAAAUGUACGACACGGCAGACUACUCGUACAUAUUACCCACCCAUCGGCUCACGGUGUACAUAAUGGGCUUACUUCUCGGUAACUUCCUGAGGUGUUCCGGCAGAAGCUAUCAAAUAAAAAAUGUAAACUUGAAAUUGGGCUGGAUUGUCGCAGUCGGUUUCUUUUACCAAGCAUUCAUUCAACCGUCCAAGAUGGGAGACAUGAACUACGUUUAUAACGCCGGAGACGCCGCCAACUACGCCGCUUUCGCACCUAUUUGUUGGUGUAUAUUUUUCGGUUGGAUCAUCUUCGUCUCGCACACCGGUAACGGAGGAAUUGUGUCGUCGCUGUUCUCUUGGAAAGGAUUCAUCGUCUGCACUCGAUUGUCUUACACUUUCUACCUGACUCAGUUUCCCGUAUUCUUCUACAACGUGGGUAGACACCGAACGCCGCUCGAGUACAGUUUCGGAUUGACGGUCGACCUCCAAGAACUGGUGACAAUCGUUUUCGUGUCCAUCUUACUCACGGUGGCUGUCGAGAUGCCGUUCAACAACAUUAAGACUGCGUUCGUUAAGAAAACGUAAAACCAAGUGCUCUCGCAAACGCACAACAUAUUAUUUAAAUUCUAUUGUUUUGUAAAUAUUUACCUCGUUAAGGAGCCUUAAUUUUAGUAAUCACAGUCAGUGCACCAUAUAUUAUACCGCUGUGCUGUAAGAAAAUGGUUUUGAUUUUUUUGUCAAACACCUCAAUGCGGAUACAGCGGUGUUUUUUAAUUUUAUAUACCUAUUUAUUAGAUACCUACGAUUAUCAUUAACAGUUGUUAAUAAUAAUAAAUAUAAUUGUUGUAAUAAACAAUGCGAUAGUUCGUAGCUUGUUUUCGCAGAAAAUUCGCAAUAGAAUAAUCUAGUAUCGUCAUAACUAUUAUUUAUCAAACAAACCAAAGCGAAUCUAAUGUGGCAUGACUCUGUUUUUGUUAAAAAUCUAAUAAUUAAUUUUAAGUAACGCGUUUGUGAUAUUUUAUUUCACAAACAAGGAAACGACUUCAAAAUCAACGUGUACAGUAUUGAGUAAAUUAUUUUAUUUAAUAUUUAUAUACUAUUUUGAAACCCCGUUAUAAGGGUUUGUUAAAAAAUCGUAAUUAAAUUAUUUUAUUUACCAUACUUCGGAUUAUUGCCCACAUGAUAUUAUCUAUACCUAAUUAUUG
This is a messenger RNA of Adelges cooleyi (spruce gall adelgid), 3112 nucleotides long. RefSeq names its product nose resistant to fluoxetine protein 6-like. NCBI's taxonomy places the organism in Eukaryota, Metazoa, Arthropoda, Insecta, Hemiptera, Adelgidae. The record is from RefSeq and is a predicted model, not a curated record. Gene Ontology annotation, molecular function: acyltransferase activity, transferring groups other than amino-acyl groups. The transcript has 13 exons. The coding region runs from base 279 to 2492 and encodes 737 amino acids.